Aspergillus sclerotioniger CBS 115572 is the source of this 1598-nucleotide messenger RNA. Its product is annotated as putative cell cycle control protein (Cwf23). Gene Ontology annotation, cellular component: spliceosomal complex. Gene Ontology annotation, molecular function: nucleic acid binding. The transcript has a single exon. The coding region runs from base 160 to 1479 and encodes 439 amino acids. Gene Ontology annotation, biological process: spliceosomal complex disassembly. The record is from RefSeq and is a predicted model, not a curated record. NCBI's taxonomy places the organism in Eukaryota, Fungi, Ascomycota, Eurotiomycetes, Eurotiales, Aspergillaceae.
GUUUCUUUUCUCUUUCACACCCUCGACUCCAGACCUUCAGGUGGAGUGUCGCACGCUAUUCAAAAAUCACGACAACCUCUUACCCUGAUAUUUGAAGGGAACGCCAUACCUAAUCUCUAAAUAAGGACGCGACAGCCAACGUCUUGAAGGCGGAUCACCAUGGCUUCGAACGACGACCUCAAGGCCCACGCGGCCUCCACUGAAGACUUCUACGCCCUCCUCGACAUCUCACCUGCGGCCGCAGAAUCCGAAAUUCGCCGCGCGUACCGUCGAACAGCUCUGAAAUACCACCCGGAUAAAAUCGCGAACCCGACUCCUGCAGAUAUCGACAAGUUCCACGUCCUCCAAAUCGCCUACGAUGUGUUAUCCGAUCCUUCGGUGCGACAGCUCUACGAUAAUGCGCGUGAGGCGCGCGAGCGCAAGAAGCGCGAACGGGAUAUGAUGGAUGCGGCGAAGAGGAAGAUGAGGGAAGACCUGGAGGCCAGGGAGCGCGCUGGUGCUGCGGCUAUGGGUGGCACGGCGCAACGGGGCGUGAAACGGCCGUGGAUGGGCGCCGAUGCCGGUGGCGAUGAUGCCGAAGCCAAGCUGCAGAGAGAGAUCGAUCGGAUUGCAGAGGAUGGACGGCGACGACGACGCGAGGCGGAGGAACGUUUGAAACAGGAAAUGGAAGAGGAAGAGAAGUUGAUGCGUCAGGAGGAAGAGGAGGCACAACGCGCGGCAGACAGGAGCAGCCAGAAAGUCGAUCGCUCGAAAGAAGGCGGUGCAAACGUCCCAGAAUUAGAACGAGGUGUAAAGGUGCGUUGGGUGCGUGAAGGACGGGGUGCGGACCUGGACAAAGAUCGGUUGAUGUCGCUGUUUGCUUCAUUCGGCAAGAUCGAAAACGUCUUGCUUCUCAAGGAUAAGCGACAACGUCUCGGGGAUAGCCGCGAGAAGAAGACGAUAGCGACAGGAGUGGUGAUAUUCGCUUCCAUCGUCAGUGCCCACUCUGCUGUCCUGGAUAGUGAGAAGAGGAUCCGUCAGAGUGCUCAAGCAGACAGCGACUGGUCUGCUAUCGAAUCGGUCUUCUGGGCAUCAGGUAACCAACCCGAUCUGGGCGCCGAAGCCAACGGUCACUCUGCCUCCACAUCAUCCGAAGAGAGCACUGCAUCCAAAUCCCAAGGGCCAGCUCCUUCAGCCGCCCCAUCAAAACCAUCCUUCAACUUCCCGGGUCUCAAGUCAGCAUCGUCUGGUGCUGCCGGUAAACAACCUGGAAAAGCCCCAUCCUUCGGAUCCUUUGCUUCCGCAGCAGCAAAGUCAACAAAACCCGCGCCUGCUGGCUCGACCAAUGGCUCGGGUACCCUCAGCUUGGAAGAAGUGACGUUAAUGCGAUUGAAGAACGCACAGCGAGAGAAGGAACGCAAGGCCCUCGAAGAACAGCUCAGAAAGGAAGACGAGGCUGCAGAUGCCGCGGAGGCUGCCGCGGCCGAAGCCAAGGUAUGAUUGACAUCGUGUGUACAUUUGAGGAGUUUUGGUCGGACGACGUCAAUGAAAAGCACCAGGUGUUGUGUCAUGUAUUCAUAGACAAUUUUAUAGCAUAGAUACCCUCGCAUUCAUAUCAC